AUGGGAGCCUCCGUUGACAAGGCAUCUUCACCCCGGAUGCUUUUUGUUCUGUUGCUGUGCAUCAUCGGCGCUCUCUCUCAAGAGGAAUAUUCCGGAAACCACUCAGGUGAGGAUCAGACCUUCGAGGGCUCCAUCCCGGACCGCUACGACCACUUGAGGCCGCCGCAGCCAGAGUCUUCUAAUGGUUACGACGAGGAGGAUGAGUACGACCCGUACGGGCCCGCCCCCACCCAAGUCACUAUGAUCACCGAGGACGCCUUCCCCUACGUCACCGCCACCGAGUCGCACUACGCCAAGGAGGACAAGCCAGAAUUACAAGUCCCCAUCAAGCACCAGGGACCGGAUACGGGUUCGUCGGAGGAGUCUGGCGGCGACGCGGCCCUCGGCGAGGAGGGCCCCACCGAGUGCGACUGCGAACCCGGCGAGCCAGGAUUUGCCGGUUUUGCCGGACCGAAGGGCUUGCGAGGCCUUCCCGGUAAACAUGGUGCACCGGGACACCAAGGCAGAGAGGGUUAUAAAGGAACUAAAGGAGUUCAGGGACGAAGAGGAGAUCCCGGACCAGUGGGUGAUCCUGGACCAGAAGGUGAAGAUGGAGGUUCAGGUUUCUCUGGAGGAAUGGGAGAACCAGGACUUAUGGGAUCACGCGGUGAGCCCGGAGUGCCGGGUCUGAAGGGCGACUUCGGCAUGGAGGGACCGCGUGGAGGAGUCGGGCUGCCCGGUAACACUGGUUCUCGCGGAGACGCGGGCACCCCAGGAUCAAGGGGAGGUAAAGGUCCCAAGGGAUCUGUGGGCGAAGAAGGCAAAGUUGGAGUUCAAGGACCUGAAGGACGCAAGGGUCAAACUGGAGCACCCGGAUUUUCAGGAGAUGUUGGCGAAAGAGGCUACACAGGUUAUCCAGGCCAGACUGGAGGUCACGGACCAGUUGGACCGAAGGGCUCCAAAGGUAUCGGUGGCAUACCAGGCAGUGAUGGUGACCCUGGAGAAGAUGGUCCAAUAGGUGUCCCGGGGCUGAUGGGAGAGCCGGGUUCCUUCGGGGCUAAGGGCAGCAAAGGCGACCGUGGCGUGAGAGGGCCUCGAGGCCGAGUGGGCGCUGUGGGCCCCAGUGGAGAGCCAGGAGAUGCUGGCAUACAUGGAAAGCUAGGACCAAAAGGUCUGCAGGGACCAAUUGGACCCAAAGGCGAAACUGGACCGGACGGCGAAUUGGGUACAAAGGGAAGGAAGGGACAGAAGGGUCAAAAAGGACAAAAGGAAGCAACUGGCGAUCGUGGAGAUAAAGGACAGCGUGGUCCAAAAGGCGGGGUCGGUCGGCCGGGAGAAUCUGGCCCCGAGGGUCCUCCCGGCCUUCCGGGGCCCCGAGGGGCUCGCGGCCCUCUCGGAGACCCGGGGGUCAAAGGUCAAGCUGGGCCCAGAGGAGUUCAAGGUCCCAUGGGUCCCGGGCUGUCGGACGAACAGGUGCUGCAGUUGUGUCGCAGCGUCGUCACUGCUCAGCUGUCGCAGUACGCCUCCUCCAUUAGGAGUAAAUGCUUGCAAGGCUGCCCAGUCAACAACCGCACGCUCAUCGGACCCCCUGGAGCCAAAGGACCCCUGGGACCGCCCGGAAAAUCUGGCAAAGCGGGAAAAGCCGGAUCCAAGGGAGCCCGUGGUGUUCAGGGCGAUCGAGGCCUGGAAGGAGAAAAGGGAGCGCAGGGUGAACGAGGCAAAAAAGGUCCAAAAGGAAUAACAGGCGAUCAAGGAACAGGUUUCCCGGGACUUGAUGGACCACAAGGGGUCCCUGGAUUCCCGGGCGAGCCCGGCGUUGCCAAAAACGGCAUGGAAGGUCCGCGCGGCCCACGCGGGUUCCCGGGUCCGGUGGGCAUCACCGGAAUGCUGGGAAUCGCCGGCGUUCCGGGUUUCUGCGAGGCCCGGGAUUGCAGCAUUCACGCUCCGGUCAUGCGAAAAGAGCAGGGUCUUGUCAAGGGUCCCCACAGCUCCUAA
Nerophis lumbriciformis (worm pipefish) is the source of this 1974-nucleotide messenger RNA. The record is from RefSeq and is a predicted model, not a curated record. Lineage: Eukaryota; Metazoa; Chordata; Actinopteri; Syngnathiformes; Syngnathidae.